This is a messenger RNA of Moesziomyces aphidis, 876 nucleotides long. The record is from the annotation of a GenBank genome assembly. Lineage: Eukaryota; Fungi; Basidiomycota; Ustilaginomycetes; Ustilaginales; Ustilaginaceae.
AUGUCGAUGGAUUCGCUUCCGGAGGAGCUGUACCGAUCAGCCACGGUGUCGGCAUCGUCGGGGACCUUGCCACUCACGCCUUUGCAGCGUCAGGAGAUCGUUUCGGCCGCGCAGACCUUUGUGCAGCGCGCAUUUGCCGCACACGAUCCGUCGCACGACUACCACCAUAUCAACCGCGUGCACCUGCUCGCACUCGCCCUCACGCGCUCACCCGAGCUCCCACCCCUCGACAUGCUUGUCGUCGAGCUCGGGGCGCUGUUCCACGACCUGACCGAUGCCAAGUACACCUCCUCCUCCACCACGCCCUCUUCGGUGCUUGCGCCAUUCUGGUCGUCACUCCCCUUGCGUCCCAGCCCCGAGCAAAUUGCGCUUGUCGAAAAGAUCGUGGGCAACGUAUCGUGGAGCAAAGACGUCCGGCGCCGGGCCCAGGCGGUGGAGCACCUGAGUGCAGCCGACCUUGCGCUGCGCGAGUGGCUUUCGUCGUGCAAAGAGUUCUGGUGCGUCUCGGAUGCGGACCGUCUGGAUUCGAUUGGCAGUAUCGGGGUGAUGCGCUGCGCAGCUUACAGUGCCAAGUGCAACCGCCCGUUGUAUGUGCCGCCCAACAACGCGCAGAUGGACCCAAAGCCCCCCGCUGAGCAGGCAGAGGGAUACAACGGAUCGGCCAUCGCGCACUUUUACGAGAAGCUGCUCAACAUCAAGGACGAUCGACUCUACACACAGGCGGCGCGCAUCGAGGCCGAUCGAAGACAGAAGGCCAUGCGCAGUUUCAUGCAGGAACUUGAUCUCGAGUGGAUGGUCGCGGCCCAGGGCGCCGAACUCGCAGCGCUAGAACAGCAACAGCGCGACCAGGAUAGCGCACAACCAGAUUUACAAUGA